This is a messenger RNA of Epinephelus moara (kelp grouper), 3154 nucleotides long. Its product is annotated as tripartite motif-containing protein 16-like. The coding region runs from base 6 to 1670 and encodes 554 amino acids. Lineage: Eukaryota; Metazoa; Chordata; Actinopteri; Perciformes; Serranidae. The transcript has a single exon. The record is from RefSeq and is a predicted model, not a curated record. Gene Ontology annotation, molecular function: protein binding; zinc ion binding.
GCAACAUGGCACAAGCGAUUCAACUUGAUCAAGGAAGAUUUUGCUGCUCAGUCUGUCUGGAUCUACUGAAUGAUCCAGUGACUAUUCCCUGUGGACACAGCUACUGCAUGAGCUGCAUUAAGAACCACUUAGAUCAAGAGGAUCAUCAGAGGAUGUACAGCUGCCCUCAGUGCAGGCAGAUCUUCAAGUCAAGGCCUGCUGUGGUGAAAAACAACAUAUUGGCAUUUGUGUUGGAGGAGCUGAAGAAGACUACAGUCCAAGCUGCUCCUGCCGAUCACUGCUAUGCUGGACCUGAAGAUGUGGCCUGUGAUGUCUGCACUGGGAGGAAACUGAAAGCCUUCAAAUCCUGUCUUCAGUGUCUGGCUUCGUAUUGCGAGAAACACCUCCAGCCUCACUAUGAUGUAGCUCCCUUAAGGAAACACAAGCUGGUGGAAGCAAGUGCAAAGCUCCAGGAGAACAUCUGCUCUCGUCAUCAAGAGGUGAUGAAGUUGUUCUGCCGUACUGAUCAGCGUUGCAUCUGUUACCUCUGUUCGAAGGAUGACCAUAAAGGCCAUAACAAAGUCUCAGCUGCAGCAGAGAGGACUGAGAGGCAGAGAGAACUUUGGAUGACUCGUCAUAAAAUCCAGCAGAGGAUUCAGGACAAAGAGAAAACUGUGGAUUUGUUCCAUCAUGAGGAAAAUGCUGUAAAAAACUCUGCUGAUAAUGCGCUGAAAAACACUGAGAAGACCUUCACAGAACUGAUCCAUAUCAUGGAGAGAAGAGUCUCAGAUGUAAGGGAAAAGAUUCAAUCUCGGCAGAAAACUGAAAUGGGUCGUUUCAAAAAGGUUCGGGAAAAGCUGGAGCAGGAGAUCACUGAGCUGAAGAGGAAAGAUGCUGAGCUGGAGAAGCUCUCACAAACAGAGGAUCACACUCAUUUUCUAUUAAGUUACCCCUCUUUGGCAUGUCUCAGUGAAUCUAAAGACCCACCCAAACUCAAAGUGCGCCGACUGCGGUACUUUGAGAAGGUUACAGUGGCUCUGUCAGAGGCCAAAUAUAAACUGCAGGAGGUUCUUGGUGAAGAAUACGCAAAGAUCUCAAGGACAGUAAAUGAAGUGGAUGUUUUACCAUCAAAUCAACAGGCAGAGCCCACGACCAGAUCUGACUUCUUACAGUACACACGCCAAGUAACUCUGGAUCCAAACACUGCAAACGCACAUCUGUCACUAUCCAAGGGGAACAGAAAGGUAAUUUUCAUGCAGAAAGAACAGGAAUAUUCUUCUCAUCCAGAAAGGUUUGAAGGGUGCUGGCAGGUCCUGAGUAAAGAGAGUCUGACUGGGCGUUGCUACUGGGAGGUGGAGCGGAGUGGGAGAGGACUUUUUAUAGCAGCUGCAUACAAGGAUAUCAGCAGAGCAGGACACCUCAGUGAUUGCCUGUUUGGAUCUAAUGACAAGUCUUGGGCAUUAGAUUGCUGCCAAAAUAGCUGUCAAUUCAAGCAUAACAACAAAAAAACUCGCAUUCAACAGGAGGGGACCUCCAGAAUAGGAGUGUACCUGGAUCACAGUGCAGGUAUUCUGUCCUUCUACAGCGUCUCUGAAACCAUGACUCUCCUCCACAGAGUCCAGACCAAGUUCACACAGCCUCUUUAUGCUGGACUGUGGCUUUCAGAUGAGGCUGCUGUUGAGAUGUGUUAGCUCAAGAAGACAGGAGUUAUUGAAGAGCAGAUAUCUGCUGUCAGUCAAACGGGAUGCAGGAACACUUAACCAGUAUAUGCAUGAAAAGUAAACCAUGUAAGUGAAAGUACUUAAAGCAUUGUGGUGUAACUAUUGAUGGAUGUCUAAACACUCUUACUAUUGUGGAGGUAAACAAUGUGUUAUUUUAUUAACUUAGUGUACUUUUUGUUUUUACUUUUGGGGGUUUUUAAGAGACUUUUUUUUUAAAGAAAUAAGAACAUUGCUUCAUUUUCUAUGUAUGUUUGUACAGUAUAUAAAUUAACAUUCUGCUAGAGCAUUGUUUAGAUUUUAAAUUCAAUUUUCAAUUUUAUUUAUAAAGUCCACAAAUCACAGUUGACUUCAGAGGGCUUUACAGCAUAUGACAUCCCUCUGUCCUUGGACCCUCACAGUGAAUAAGGAAAAACUCCCCCCCAAAAAACCCUUUAACAGGGAAAAAACAGUAGGAAACUCAGCAAUCUGAAUGAAUUACUAUUAUAGACUACAACAAACCCGAGGUGGAUGGGGUAAUGGGAAAUGAACUACGAGGUAGGCAGUCAAAAUGGCGCAUUUACUGCCUGUAUGUGAUGCAGUUUUGCUAGAUGUUUACAAAGAUUGCUUGUGUUUCUACCCUUACAUGCACAGGAGGUGAUGAACUUGUGGCAGCAAGCAGUGUUGGCAUCAAUUGACUUGCUUUGCACUGACUAAAUGACUUGGUUACAUUGGCAGUUAAUAGGCCAAUUGAUUAAUGAUUCCCAUUGAACUUUGUCUCCAUCUUCCCUUUAAGUGGUACCAAGUUACAGACUUGUAUCCAGGAAACAGUUUGAAUUUAUUUGGAAACUAUGGGCCCCUAGAAUAAAGUGCCGGUAUCUAUGUUUACCAACUAAUCUGCCUAACUUACAGACUUUUGAGUCUAACGUUACUGUGCUUGUUCACAUAUGCAGAUAAUGAGUACACACUUUGAACUUAACCGACCAUGUAAAGUCUACAUCUUCAAGUCACAUUGUGGUUGACUUUGAUUGGCAGUGCAUGUUCAAAAUCAAUGACACUCCCGCACAGUGGCUUCUCUGUGAGUUGGCACUAAUACAGUGGUUCAUUAUUCAUAUUGUGAUUGAUGAUUCAUAUCUUUUGAUUCAUAUCUAACAGGAAACAAAAAAAAAAAGAAAAAAAAAACAGUAGCGGGUUUCCGUGUGACAUGUACAGUAUGUCAUCACAAAAAUGUUGCUACUCACAUUUGACUCCAUCAGAUCCUGCCAGUAAAAACAAGCAAAUUGUCAGGCUGAAAGUAUCGUCACCAUCAUGUGAACAUUGCACAAUUAGUUGAUACUAAAAUAACAAUAUGGGAUCAUAAAUUUCCCACUUCUUUUGUAUAUUUUACUGCCUUAGCUCUGAAUAUGUUUCUGUAACAUUACCAGGAAAAACACCAGUGCAUUCUCUGUACAUUUGUGUUACUUGGCUGUGAUAGGCAU